CUGGACAGUAGUUCGUGUUGAGCCAGGAUCAUUAAUGGCCACGUUAGUUUUAGAAGCCAUAGAAGGAAAUAAAAUCCGGAUCAUGCAGAAAGUUUCUUUUCCUGACCCGGACACAUCCCGGCCCCAAUAUUCCUCCCCAGAGCGGCACAAGCAGGUGUCUUGAUGGCGGUCACCUGAGACGUCUGGGCCACAAGCGGCGUCCUGGGACCCCCACACACCCCUGCCAGUCCUUCCCUGCAUUGCCGACCUUCUCUGUAUUAGCUUUGAUUCCUCGGGUGACAGUCCUGAGGGUUCUGCCUCCCCUGGGGUCGGCGUGGCCAGCUCGUAGGCUCCCCGCGGUCCAGCCCCACUGGUGUGUGCCAGGUCCAGGCAGCAGCCUGGAAUGUUUCUUUACAGCCAUUUGCAUAGGUUGCAGCAUUUGUUUUCUAUCAAGUGUAAGAUGGGAUUUUGUACUGAGAGGCCUGUGUUUAUAGUUCCUGGCCAGUUCCUACUUUGUCUUGAAAGCUGCAUUUCAGGUUGGCUUCCUUUGCUGGCCGUGAAGGUGACCAGCAGUACCUGCGUGGAUGCGGUGGGGACGCCAGCCGGCCCUCCUGUGUUGUGUUCACCAGGGUUCAACAGUGUGAGAAACAGGAGCUGAGGGACCACCUAUGCCACCCCCCUCUUCAGCCACGGCCACCUGCGAGACUGGGAUUGCAGACCCGCCUGGAAAUGGAGCAGGGACUGCUGCUGCCAGUCAUGUCCUGAGGACCAGACACUCCCCUGCACACGCGCUGCUUCGACCCUGCCCCUAUCUGUAUCAAAUAAAGAGUCUUCUUAGAGGUCCUGCCCUCUCCGUUACUGGCCCUGCUCUCUCUGCCACAGGCCUCCCACUCCUGUCGCCCCCUGGCAUGGCACUGCAGCGCCUCACCCUCCUGGCUGGCCUUCUGGUGAGAGUCGCCAGCAAGUCCACGGAGAGCGCGGCCCAGCAGCCCGAGUGUUGUGUGGACGUGGUGGACAUCAACGGCACCUGCCCGGGCACAAGCCUGUGUGGCCCAGGCUGCUACAGGCGCUGGAACGCAGACGGGAGCGUCAGCUGCAUCCGAUGCAGGAACGGAACCUUCCCGGCCUACAACGGCUCCGAGUGCAGAAGCCUAGCUGGCCGGGGAUCGCAGUUCCCCAUGAACAGAAGCGCAGGGACGCCUGGGCGGCCAUAUUACGGAGGUCCUCACGUGGCGGCCUCGCUCUUCCUGGGGACAUUUUUCAUCAGCGCGGGCCUCAUCCUCUCCGUGGCUGGUUUCUUCUACCUCAAGCGCUCCAGUAAACUCCCCAGGGUCUUCUACAGAAAAAACAAAGCCCCAGCCCUGCAGCCUGGCGAAGCCGUGGCGAUGAUCCCCCCACCACAGUCCUCAGUGCGGAAGCCACGCUACGUCAGGCGCGAGCGGCCCCCGGACAGGGCGAGGGAACCCGCUGCCUUCCCCUCAGUGGAGGCCCGCAUCAGCAAUGUCUGACCUAGAGGCCAAGAGGCCACCACCUGCUGCAGCAGCACAGGCCUGAGGCCGGACCCUUGGAGGAGCCCAGCAUGGGAAGGGCCAGCGUCAUCUGGGGCUCAAGACAAGCUGGGACAUGGGCCCUGGCUCUGUGUCCCCACCCCCACCCAGCUGCCUGAAGGUCCCUCCUUCCCAGCACAGCUGGUUGGUCUGACGGACUGGGCGCAGGCGUCCACGAGGUCUCAGGGCUCAGGAGGGAGGCAGUGCAGGGUCUAGGCCCUUUAGGAGACAUAGCAAGGUCCCUGCAGCAACAGCCAAGAUAGUCCUGGCCCAAACGGCCAAAACCGCACAGCCCGCAGGGCCAUUGGCUGCUCUGCUCCUGGAAAAGCCAGGGGUCUCAGCCGCUCCGCCCUCUGGACCCUGUGAUGGCAGGAGCCCUCUAGCACCACCAGGCCCAGUGGCCCUAAGACCCUCUCAGAGAAGUGAGGCCAGGGCCUGUGUAGUGUUCUAGCCAGUGCCUGGCCAUCAAGGAGGCGGUGGCCUGGGAGUCAGCUGCUGAGACUGAGGCGCCUUCAGGGCUGUCCUGCUCCGGCCACAGCCGAGACCCUCAGGCUCCCGACCACACGUUCCCAGGAGCUGCAGAAUCCAGUUUCCCGGCUUCUGUUGACUCCUUUCUGUUUCUAAGCAGAACUUCAUUGUGCAGGAAAGUCCUCUGAUCCCCACACCCUGGGCCCCACCUGGCAGAUCCUCAUCCACCCAGGGCUGGGCUCUGGGCAGUGACGCCAGCUUGAGGCUGCUGCAGCCCAGGGCCAGGCACUCACGGUGACACGUCCACCCAUGGGGCCCCUGCACCCAAACGCCAUGGGUCACGGGCCUCGCUGAACCAGCCAGGGGCCAUGCUAGCUGGUGGUCCGAGUCUGGUGGUCCUGUGCAGGCUUCCCAGACCCGCCAGGUACUGCUCUGUUUCCAGCUUGGCUGGUGGCAGGUGGCCUGUGGCUUCUGUGGAGAAAGGAGACUGUGGCCACCUUCCGAGCACUGGGCUCAUCUGUUGGGCCUGGAUCCCGGUGAAGACUGUCUUUGUCUCCUUUAAUGUCUGGUGCAUGUUGGAGGGGCCUGAGAUGGGGACUAUGCGGCUGGCCUGACCACCCGGAGGUCUCCCACGUUCCUCUGCACCGCAGUACCCGUUUAUAUCAUGGUGGCAUUGACAGCAGCUCGCUCAGUGAUUCCAUGCAAAACUUGAGUGGGGUGGCGGUGUUGAUGUAAAGUUGGCGCCAAAUAAACUGUUCAGAGCUUUUCCCCUCCA
Molecule: messenger RNA, 2769 nt
Organism: Galeopterus variegatus (Sunda flying lemur)
Lineage: Eukaryota; Metazoa; Chordata; Mammalia; Dermoptera; Cynocephalidae
Product: chromosome unknown open reading frame, human C1orf159
Exons: 10
Coding region: 648-1487 (279 amino acids)
Source: RefSeq, a predicted model, not a curated record